Messenger RNA from Pteropus alecto (black flying fox), 6332 nucleotides. RefSeq names its product collagen type IV alpha 4 chain (gene COL4A4). The record is from RefSeq and is a predicted model, not a curated record. Gene Ontology annotation, molecular function: extracellular matrix structural constituent. Gene Ontology annotation, cellular component: collagen trimer. Bases 1 to 5022 code for a protein of 1673 amino acids. NCBI's taxonomy places the organism in Eukaryota, Metazoa, Chordata, Mammalia, Chiroptera, Pteropodidae. The transcript has 47 exons.
AUGCGCGUGGAGCUAGCGAGAGGCUCUUUCAGGAGGACCAAGCCCCUGGCCACAAAUCCCUGGUCACUUAUACUUAUUCUCUUUUCUGUACAACAUGUAUAUGGGAGUGGGAAGAAGUUCAUUGGCCUUUGCGGAGGAAGAGAUUGCUCUGUUUGCCAGUGCUUUCCUGAAAAGGGGUCUCGGGGUCAACCGGGACCGCCAGGGCCACAGGGUCCCAUUGGACCCCUGGGACCACCAGGACCCAUUGGGCUCGCAGGAGAGAAAGGAAUGAGAGGUGACAGUGGCCCUCCUGGAGCAGCAGGUGACAAAGGAGAUAAGGGUCCAACUGGUGUUCCUGGAUUUCCAGGUUUGGAUGGCAUACCUGGGCACCCAGGGCCCCCUGGACCCAGAGGCAAGCCUGGCGUGAAUGGCUACAAUGGCUCGAGAGGUGAUCCGGGGUUUCCAGGAGAAAGAGGAGCCCCUGGCCUGGGCGGCCCCCCAGGCCUUCCUGGAGAAAAUGGAGAAAAAGGAAAUUCAGUGUUCAUUUUCCGUGCUGUUAAAGGUGUCCAGGGUGACAGAGGGGACCCAGGACCUCCUGGCUUACCAGGACCUAGGGGUUCGAGAGGACCUAUAGGCCUGGUGGGGCAUCCAGGAGAGCCGGGGUUAGCAGGACUUCCCGGCCAUCGUGGGAGUCCGGGUUUGAAGGGUAAUCCUGGUGUGGGAGUAAAGGGGCAAAUGGGAGACCCGGGCGAAGUUGGCCAGCAAGGUUCUCCUGGACCCACCCUCCUGGUACAGCCUCCUGAUUUUUGUCUCUAUAAAGGAGAAAAGGGUGUAAAGGGGAUGCCUGGAGUGAUUGGACCUCCAGGACUACCAGGACCCAAGUUCCCAGGCCCUCGGGGUGACCCUGGCUCCCACGGAUCUCCAGGUUUUCCAGGAUUAAAGGGGGAGCCAGGAGUGUUUGGAGAUCCUGGGCCUUUUGGAUUUCUUGGCCCAAAGGGGGAUUCUGGAGACCGCGGGUACCCGGGGCCACCAGGACUUUUGGCAACUCCACCUCUUCCACUCAGAGGUCCUCCAGGAGAUCCAGGCCUCCCUGGACGCUAUGGAGAAAUGGGGGCCGUCGGAACCCCCGGUCCCCCCGGUCUCGCAGGUAGACCAGGGGAAGCCUGUGCAGGCAUAAUGGGACACCCUGGACCACAAGGAAUUCCUGGUCACCCGGGAUUUCCUGGGGCAGCUGGUAUUCCUGGGAGACCUGAUUCUGCUCCAGGAAAACCGGGGAACCCGGGACCACCUGGGUUGCCUGGAGCACCAGGACUGCAGGGGCCUCCAGGAUCAGAUGUUAUAUAUUGUAGUGUUGGGCACCCAGGACCACAAGGAGUAAAAGGCAAAAUGGGUCCUCCAGGAAGAAGAGGCUCAAAAGGAGAAAAAGGAAAUGCGGGGCUCUGUGCCUGCAAGCCCGGCCCCAUGGGCUCACCAGGCCCUCCAGGACUUCCUGGGAGGCAGGGUAGUAAGGGAGACUUGGGGCUCCCUGGGUGGCUUGGAGAAAAAGGUCACCCGGGCCCUCCUGGUGCUGAAGGAUCUCCAGGGCCACCAGGAGAACCUGGUGCCUCAGGACCACCUGGCGACAAAGGAGAAAAGGGUGACACAGUUGUAUCAAGAGUUAAAGGGCGCAAAGGAGAAAGAGGGCCUGAUGGCCCCCCAGGAUUUCCAGGGCAGCCGGGACAACAUGGCUGGGAUGGACAUGCUGGAGAGAAGGGGGAUCCAGGACUCCCAGGGGAUCAUGAAGACGCAAUCCCAGGUGACCAAGGAUUUCCUGGACCGCCAGGUCCCCCUGGCAGAGAAGGACCUAGGGGGCCCCCAGGACUGGGGUUUCCUGGUCCCCCAGGAGAAAGGGGCCAACCAGGAGAUCCAGGCCGACCAGGCGAGCGGGGCCCGGAUGGCAUGAAGGGUCAGAAAGGUGGUACGAUUUCUUGUAAUGUCACCUACCCUGGGAGGCCAGGCCCUCCAGGUUUUGAUGGACCUCCAGGUCCGAAGGGAUUCCCAGGUCCUCAGGGCGCUCCUGGGCUGCGGUGUUUUGAUGGGCAGAAAGGUCGGCGUGGCAAACCAGGGCUAUCAGACAUACCUGGCCCACCUGGUUUUCGUGGUGACAUGGGAGAUCCAGGUUUUGGAGGUGAAAAGGGGUCCUCUCCUGUCGGACCCCCAGGCUCCCCCGGUUUACCUGGAGAACAUGGUCAGAAAGGAAUCCCUGGAGACCCUGCUUAUGGCCACCCAGGACCCCCAGGAAAGAGAGGUCUUUCAGGGGCGCCAGGAUUGAAAGGACUUAGAGGUGAUCCAGGACAUCCGGGGCCUGCAGGACCAGCUGGCAUUCCCGGAUUCCCAGGUCUCAAAGGUCCCAAAGGCAGAGAGGGAAGCCCUGGAUUUCCAGGUGUCCCAGGCCCACCUGGCCAUUCCUGUGAAAGGGGUGCCCCUGGGUUACCAGGGCAACCGGGACUCCCCGGGGCUCCAGGCAGUCCAGGUGCCCCCGGUUGGAAAGGACAGCCAGGGGAAGUGGGGCCUCCUGGCCCAGGUGGAAUGAAGGGCCUCCCAGGAGUCCCGGGACGGCCAGGGGCAGAUGGACCCUCAGGACCCCCGGGAAUCCCAGGCCCCUUUGGGGAUGAUGGACGACCCGGUCUUCCAGGCCCAAAGGGACCCCAGGGGCUGCCAGGCUUCCGAGGUUUUCCGGGAGAGAGAGGAAAGGCUGGCCCAGAGGGAUACCCCGGCAGGAAGGGAGAAGCCGGAGAGGAAGGUUGGCCUGGCUUCCUCGGAGACCCGGGAGUGAAAGGCGCCAAAGGAGAGAGAGGACGCCCAGGAGAUGAAGGAGAAAUGGCUAUAAUUUCCAAAAAUGGGGAAGUCGGGGAACCUGGACCUCCUGGAGAUGGUGGAUUCCCAGGACAAGAAGGUGACAAAGGCAGCCCUGGGGUGCCAGGGAGGAAAGGAGAGCCGGGAAGACACGGGCCACCCGGAUUUCACAGAGGAGAGCCUGGGCGAAAUGGGCAGCCGGGGCUGCCGGGCUCCCCAGGCCCCCCAGGCUCACCUGGGCUGAGAGGGAUCAUUGGUUUUCCAGGAUUUCCAGGUGACCAGGGUGAACCAGGUCCUCCAGGGCCCCCUGGACUUGCAGGAAUUGAUGGAACAAGAGGACCUAAAGGAACCAGAGGUGAGCCUGCAAGUCAGUUUGGCCCACGUGGUCCAAAUGGUGAGCCCGGGAGCCCUGGAUGUCCAGGGCAUUUUGGAGUCCCCGGAGAGAAGGGCUUGCCUGGUGUUCAAGGGCAGAAAGGACCACCAGGAAGGCCAGGGUUGCCUGGCCCCUCUGGACCACCAGGAUGUCCAGGUAAUCAAGGGGUGCCUGGGCCAAUGGGACAUCCAGGAGAAAUGGGGGAUCCUGGACCAAGAGGCCAGACGGGGGAUCCAGGGACACCAGGUCUUCCAGGCAUAAAAGGUCCCGUGGGGUUACCUGGCCUGGAUGGCUUGCAUGGUCUAAAGGGCCAGAAAGGAACCAAAGGUGCUUCAGGCUUGAAUGAAGUGGGCCCGCCUGGUCCAGUGGGAAUGCCUGGGCUGAAAGGGGAGACAGGUGACCCUGGGAGCCCAGGAAUUUCUCCUCCAGGGCGUUUUGGAGAAAAAGGCCCCCCAGGCCCCCCAGGAAGACCUGGCCCACCUGGUCCUGCAGGUGCCACAGGAAGAGUUCCUAAGGGCGACAUUCCUUACCCGGGUCCACCUGGAGAUCAAGGGCCUCCUGGCCCUGAUGGUCCAAGAGGAGAACCUGGGCCUCCAGGGCCCCCUGGGAGUAUUGACCUUCUGCAAGGGGAACCAGGUGACUAUGGUCUGCCAGGGCCUCCAGGUCCCCCGGGCCCACCAGGCCCUCCAGGACAAAAAGGCCUCCCAGGAUGUGAUGGGAAAGAUGGCCAGAAAGGACCAGUGGGACUCCCGGGGCCACAGGGGCCACAUGGACUUCCUGGGUCACCUGGAGAGAAGGGUUUACCUGGCCCUCCAGGCAGACAAGGGCCCUCUGGUCCUCCAGGUUCCAGAGGCGAACAGGGGCCACCUGCAGAUUUGGAGGCCUGCCCCCGAAUCCCGGGACUUCCUGGAGUCCCGGGCCCACGAGGACCCGAAGGAGAACCAGGGCUCCCUGGAAUGAGAGGCCCCCCAGGACCAGGGUGCAAAGGAGAGGCCGGGCCGGAUGGCAGGAGGGGCCAGGAUGGCAUGCCAGGGUCUCCUGGGCCUCCGGGACACAAAGGCGACAUGGGAGAAGCCGGCUGCCCUGGAGCCCCAGGCCCUCCCGGGCCCGUCGGGGAUCCUGGGCCCAAAGGGUUUGGCCCCGGAUACCUCAGCGGCUUCCUCCUGGUUCUCCACAGCCAGACGGACGGAGAGCCCAUCUGCCCCGUGGGCAUGCCCCGGCUCUGGACCGGCUACAGUCUGUUAUAUCUGGAAGGACAGGAGAAAGCCCACAACCAGGAUCUCGGUCUGGCGGGGUCUUGCCUCCCCGUGUUUAGCACUCUGCCCUUCGCCUACUGCAACAUCCACCAAGUGUGCCACUAUGCCCGGAGAAACGACAGAUCCUACUGGCUGGCCAGCGCCGCGCCCCUGCCCAUGAUGCCGCUCUCGGAGGAGGACAUCCGCCCGUACAUCAGCCGCUGUGCCGUGUGCGAGGCCCCGGCUCAGGCGGUGGCAGUACACAGCCAGGACCAGUCCAUACCCCCAUGUCCACAGGCCUGGAGGAGCCUCUGGAUUGGCUACUCCUUCCUGAUGCACACAGGAGCUGGGGACCAAGGAGGAGGGCAGGCCCUCAUGUCACCUGGCAGCUGCCUGGAGGACUUCAGAGCAGCCCCGUUCCUCGAAUGCCAAGGUCGGCAAGGAACUUGCCAUUUCUUUGCAAAUGAGUACAGCUUCUGGCUGACAGCAGUGAAGCCACAAUUGCAGUUUUCUGCGGCGCCGUCACCAGACACCUUAAAAGAAAGCCAGGCUCAGCGCCAGAAAAUCAGCAGGUGCCAGGUCUGCGUGAAGAUGAGCUAGAGAACCCACAACUUGCCCACGUGUCGCCAAGAGAAGCUUCCUAGGGGGCUGAGGCGUCCUCGGCUGUGCUACAAGAUUUAAUGGUGCUCGUUUCGGAUUCCGGUUACAGCUGUUCCUUCUGUUUCAAUGUGGUUCCUCCCACAGUACUGUAACCUUUUCCUCUAUGUUGGACAGGAUGAGCAAAUGCUACACGUAUGGAUUCGUUUGGACCUACCGAUCUAGAUGAAACCCAUAUAUUCUUAUUUUAUUGAGGAUGGUGGAAGAGCUGGCUUUAUUUAAAAAUAUGCUAAUUCACAGGAAGGCAAAUAGAUGAAUAAGGCCAGAUUACAGAUUACAUUACUGAAAACUCCAUUCAUUGGUCAAUAGCACCUCAAACAAUUGAAGUCAAUUGCUCGGUCAUACGUUGGGCUUCUGGAUGGAUUUUACAGGAAACACUAAAUAGGCCAACCAAGGAGACUAGAAAGUAGAGAUUUCCAACAUUUCAAAAUGAUUUCCUCUGUAAUCUAUUUUUCCAUGCACUUUAAAUAAUUGUAAAACCAUGACCCAAGGAGAUUUAAAAAAGAAGAAAGAAAAGAAAUCCACACAGCCAGAGUUAACAGUUCUUUUCAAAACAGAAUAAAUCAUCGUGUCAGAAAGGAUCACAGUCUCGGGUAUUCCAGAGACGUGGCAUUAGCAUAAACACAUCACAGAUGCACGUGAAACAUUAUGUUCUCUUCUGCAUUUUUCGGAGAAUAGAAAUGCCCACUUCGGCAGCCCUUUUAAAAAGUAGCAAUUAGGGAAAAAAUAUAUUCAAUCAGGGAUUAAGAGCCUAAAAGCUAUUAAUGAAUAUUAAGGCAGUGAUUCACAAAAAUUGACUCCCCAUCGCAGUGAACUUCCAAACAGACUGCUUUUCCCCAGUCGGGGUCCAGCCUGUCUUUGGUGUGUGCGUGCUAAUGGGACUGAAGCCACCUGGGGCUUCCUCUGGCGGGCACACGGCUCAUACAAAGCACCUCGCUCCCCUCCACAGCAGAGCCUGCAGAGCCGCCUAGCAACACACUGUGGAGUCUCUUUCCACACACAUAACAGCAUCUCAUACAGGGAAGUGACAGAGCUAUCAUUAUGCACUUGGGAGAAAAUUAAGGGCCGACUUAAUUAAACUAAGGUAAGAAGAUUCAUUUAAGUCAUGGUCAUCCCACCAGGAAGACAUGGCACUAUCUUUAACCGAAACAAAGACAACCCACAAUUUGAAUUAUACGUUCCUCUUACUGGUUCUUGUAGGAGCAUCCUGUUUUUCCAACUUAAAAUAUUUUUAUAUUUUAUAUCAGUAUUAU